AUGAAUAAUUUUAAUAAUAAUUUACAUUCAAAUCCAAAUUCUCCACCACCAAACGAAUCUACUGAUCCAAAGAAACCAAAAAAUUAUCAUUCAAAUAUUAACUAUAAAAAUAAUGAAUGUGGGGGAAUUAUAAAUAAAAACGAUACAUUAGAGUACCCACCAUUUUAUUUUGAUAACUGCAUCUUUGAUAAUACACAAUCAUUUUCAUAUUUCGAGUCUGAUAAUCAAUAUAAUUCAAAAUUAGUAUCAGUAAAUAAUUGUAUUUUUAAUAAUAUUCAAUCUAUAUAUUUUAAAGUGUAUACAUACCAUUUUAUAAUAGAAAAUUCAAUUUUUAGUAAUAAUAUAAACUCUAUAUUAUACGGCGAUGGUGAUAAUAUAAUAAUAAAUAAAUGUAUAUUUACAAAUAAUAAAAUAAUAAAUCAAAAAGAAUCAAUUCUUUUAUUCAAUAAUAAUAAUGAUGAAAAAAUAAAAAAUAAUUAUAGAAUAAAUAUAAAUAUAAAUAAUUCUUUAUUUUUUAAUAACUCAAUUACUCGCUUAUUGGUUUCUGGUGUUAGAAAUAAAAUAGUUUUGUCUCAAUUCAAAUUAUCACUAACGAAUUGCACAAUAAAAAACAAUUAUAUAAAUUCAUUAAAAGAUAACACAAACUAUUUUUUUUCAUUAGGUUUUUUAAAAGAAAAUUGGGAAGUUACAUUUUCAGAUUCAAUCUUAGAGGGAAAUAAUUUAAAUAAUAACACAAAUGUUGGUUUUAUAAGUGUUAACAAGGAAUCUAAUAGUGGUACAAUAAUAAUGAACCAUGUUAACAUUACGAAAAAUAACCUGUACCCUUUUAUAUUCACAAACAACUCAAUUAUUAAAAUAAUGAAUAGUAACAUCGAAAACCUAAAAGGUAUUCUAAAAGGCAAUUUAAAUGGUUACAACACAGAAAUAUUAAUAAAUAAUAAUGAUAUCAAUAUUUACAACAUCAACAAUAAUAAAGAUAGAUCAAAGAGCAAAAACAAAAUUAUAAUAAUUUUUACCGUGUUACCAAUUACAAUAAUUUUUUUUUUCCUAUUAUUAGUUUUCAGAAAAAAAACAAUAUCAAUAAUAAAAAAAAUUCAAUACAAAUAUUCAAAUUUAAACGGACCAAAUUAUAAUAUUAAUAACAAUAUAGAGAUGAAUAGUCAAUUUGGUCAAGGUGAUGAUUUAACUGUAAAGAGUGAUUCCUCUGUAAAAAAAUUAAAUGAUAAUGAAUCUGCAGUUUAUGAUUCAAAUUAAUAAAUUUAUAAAAAAAUAAAAUAAAUCAAAAUAAAAAAAUUAAAUGU
Messenger RNA from Dictyostelium purpureum, 1301 nucleotides. RefSeq lists its product as uncharacterized. The transcript has 3 exons. The record is from RefSeq and is a predicted model, not a curated record. Lineage: Eukaryota; Evosea; Eumycetozoa; Dictyosteliales; Dictyosteliaceae. Bases 1 to 1254 code for a protein of 417 amino acids.